AGCGUCGAUCAUGGGUCGCCCGGCGUGGCCACAAACAUCCCGGCCGACGUGCAUGCACACUGCCCCGUUUCCUGCACUGCGCAUCUAGCUUGCUUAACGUGCAUACGGCGAGAGCCCGCAGCUGCAGGUUUAGUCGGGUCUAAGCUGACCUUACCGGAGGCACCGCGUUCGCACGCGUGGAUAGGCGGAUGCCUGCGAGCGGGAGAUUUCGAUGCCCUCAAAAUGCUCGUCUGUACGCGAAAUCCCACUUUAGGCCAUGCAGACGGAGAUGACGGCCAAAAGGGUCUUCGAUCGCUCAUCGCGACGCGUUUGCGAAGUAGCCAAAAGCAUAAACUGCAGCAAUGAUGCGGUUGUGCGCGGUCCUGACCAUGGCAGCUGAGCAGGUGCUCGCCGCCGGUGCCUACGAAACGCCCUCAAGAACCUGCUCAGCGCCCGCAAGCCCGGGCAAACUGCGAGUAGAGGGCACAGCCGGCAGCAGCCAGGCGCCGCUACACGCGAUUUGCGCGAGGGAGGUGCCUGUACUGUGGGCUAUAGCUGUGCGAUUCUGCGCUUACUGCUGGGCCUCGAGCGUCGGCGUCGUGCGAUGGAUGGCGCGUUUUCCAGAAGCUUACCUCCAGCGUCCAAAGGGGGCGCGCACCACAGCGGCUUUGCUACCCUUUUGAGCGAUACGGGCCAGGGCAGCAUGACGGAGACCGGCCGGCUGCUCGUGGUGUCUCGAGGGGCUUG
Molecule: messenger RNA, 726 nt
Organism: Boeremia exigua
Lineage: Eukaryota; Fungi; Ascomycota; Dothideomycetes; Pleosporales; Didymellaceae
Exons: 1
Coding region: 342-662 (106 amino acids)
Source: RefSeq, a predicted model, not a curated record